UCAGACUCGCCAGGACCAGAUGACAAUCCAGUCUGUUUCGCUUCCAUCCCCUCCCUCGCAUCCCCUCGUCUCCCCUCGAUCUCCAGUCGACGCCAACGAUUUCUAUAUCCUAAUCCAGGCCGGAGUACUCUGUAUUCUUUGGUUCCAUUAUUCUACCCCCCUUCCCGAAUCUCCCAAACUGCGACUCUGCGACACUCUGGUGAGAUUUGGUUCCACUUUGUCCUCACCUACGCAGCUCUAAGCCUCUAACUUCCGAGUACAACAUUUUGCACGCCCAAGCUCAACCCUUCGACGCGUCACGGUCUUUCAUAUCACAUCAUCCCACCACCGUCUCUCUUCCCCCUUGACCUCCUCGCCGCAACCUGAACCUCAACCUCGACUUCACUCUCUCCCAUUUCUUCAGUCCCUUCUUUGCUGAAUAUUCAACUCCUGGUCGCUUGCCCCGCCACUCCUCACCACCGUGCCCGCUGCCCAGACUUGACAAUACCUUGGCCGUCAUAUUCAAUCUAUCCCUUGCUUGGCUACGGUCACCACUAUUCCCCCUCGAGCUUGAGCAACGCUUUCGGAGCAUUUGUUUGGAGUUCAAGGCUUAAAGGGAUCAUCCUUGAUACUCCCAUCGUCGUCUCUCCUCGACUCCUCCUUUCUCCCUAUCCUCUACAACAUCGCGCAAGAUGUGGUCCACAGCCGCAUCGUGGGUCGCCCUUCUGGCUCUGACCGCAGCCUUGACCAAAUACUACAACCCUCAAUUGUUUGACAGGCUGACCCAGCAAGCGGUCCAGGCUUCAGAAUCGAUUGCUUCACCAAAACCGGCCGAGAAACGUCAGAAAACGAAGCGAACACAUACCAGUCGAGUGGGACCCACCAGUGGGACCUCGACACCGACCAGUGCCGGUGAAGGCGUUGCACAUAAACGCAGAAAGCUGGCUUCAUCCACAGCUGGUCAUGAAAAGCCAGUCCAGCCAGCUGCGGUGAGGCAAAGCGAGGCAGUCGAAGACGACGAAGCCUCGAUGAGCAACAAGGAUUUUGCUCAGCGUCUCUCCAAGACACAGGCUGGAACGUCAUUAUCAGCCUCAAAAGCAACGGGGACAAGCAAGAAAGAGAGGCGUGCUGCGAAGAAGGCCAGAGGUCCGACAGGGGGGCUAGAGGCAUCCGCCAUCUCGACGGCAUCCUCCGUCACUGACGGGCCUGAUGCUGAAGAUGACUUCUCUCCUGUAGGGUCCCCUUCAACGGGUCCAGUGUCUACGGCGCCAACCUCUCGUGCGGAUGAUGUGUCGGAUAUGUUGGAAGCUCCAGCAGCCAAGCCCACCACGCUUAGAUUGACCGACGUCAAGGAGAAGAUCAAAAGCCUUCCCAAGACAGGCAGCAACAAGUUUGAGCCUGUCUUGUCAAAGAAGCAACGUCAACGACAGGCGAAGCAGGCAGAGCAAAAGGCUUUGAAGGAAGAGUCGGAUCGGCUUCAUGAUGCUAAGAAACAGCAACAAUUACGGACGGCCAGGACUGCCGCUGGAACUUCUAACCAGACCAAGGCAGACAACUUCGCAGCGAAGCAAAACGCCUGGCAGUCUGGUAAGCCGACAACGUCAGGGACUUCUGGUCAGACAGCAGAAGUUCGACAUGCACCAUUGUUGGACACAUUUGACCCUGUAGGUGAAUCUGCGAAACCUGUCAACGGAGCUGUGUCGUCGGAGCCACUGUCCAACAUCACCAACGUCCCAACCGAGGCGACCAAUGUCAACCAGGUUCGGAAGGAACAAGGAGAGUCCAAGACGAAUGCAAUGGCGGCAUCCAGUCGAGAAAAGGUAUCACGACCUGAGCUACAGGCAAAAGCAAGCUGGGCAGACGAGGUCAACGACGAGGAACAGGAUCAAUGGGCCAGCGAGCUUGUGCAAGACGAGAAAUGGGAAUCCGUUACCAGCAAAAAGGGCAAAAAGAAGGCCAGAAAGGAUGUCGAGACCAGUAGCGAAGCCAGUUCAUCGGUGCCAAAAACAACAGUGACCGAGACCAAGUCAUUGACCAAUGGACUCAAAAGCAAAGAGACAGUGAAAGCGAAAGUCGAUUCGGGAAAUCGGUUCGCGUCUAUGGAGGACACAGGUUCUUCAUCAUUUAAAGAUGCUGAUUGGGAGGCAUAGUGUGAGUGCUACCUGAACAAUGCAGAGUGGUACACAUGAAAGCAUCAAGGGUCGAAUUUAAAACAUUUGCAACAUUGUCAUUGUAUGGGAUGGUUGAAAAUGGGAGCAUUGUUGAGUGCAGUACUUUAAAGGGACUGGCAGGCAUCCAAAGUCCAAAGGUUGGCGGAGAAAGACACCUGGUCCAGGCGCUAGGGGGUGGAAAUACUCGCUCUAUGUCUAUGUAGGCGCAAGGAGUUGGUUGCAAAUUCACAAUUCCUUUUUCUCGUCCUGGACUCGAGCAAAAAUGCAUUGUAUUGAUACCCUCACACGAUCGAUCGAUCGAGCAGAGAAUGCAGAGCAGAGCAGAUAGGUCAAAACUUACCGGACAAGAAUAGGAACCUGUU
Messenger RNA from Exophiala mesophila, 2512 nucleotides. RefSeq lists its product as uncharacterized. The record is from RefSeq and is a predicted model, not a curated record. The transcript has a single exon. NCBI's taxonomy places the organism in Eukaryota, Fungi, Ascomycota, Eurotiomycetes, Chaetothyriales, Herpotrichiellaceae. The coding region runs from base 672 to 2129 and encodes 485 amino acids.